Messenger RNA from Lingula anatina, 1215 nucleotides. RefSeq names its product ornithine decarboxylase-like. Lineage: Eukaryota; Metazoa; Brachiopoda; Lingulata; Lingulida; Lingulidae. Gene Ontology annotation, molecular function: ornithine decarboxylase activity. Gene Ontology annotation, cellular component: cytoplasm. The record is from RefSeq and is a predicted model, not a curated record.
AUUCUCUGAAAAAUGACGACAAUUCAGACCCACUGCACGGAAAAUCUUCGUGGAAACUAUAACAGAAAGGCAAUACAGCAACUUAUCAAAGACAAAAUAAGUGAAGGGGCUAACAGGCGCCCUUUCUAUAUUGCCAACUUGGAUGACAUCGUUAACAAACACAAGCGCUGGGUGGAACUGAUGCCACGUGUCAAACCCUUCUACGCCGUGAAAUGUAACAACACUGAACCUGUCGUGAAGACCAUUGCGGCACUCGGGGCGGGAUUUGACUGCUGCAACAUUUCAGACAUUGAACAGAUUUUGAAGCUUGGGGUAGAAACUGAUAGGAUUAUAUAUGGCCACCCAGUCAAAGAUCCAGACGAUAUCAAAUCAGCAUCUGAAUUUGGAAUUAAUUUGAUGGUGUUUGACAAUGAGCAUGAAUUAGUCAAGAUUAAGAGUAUAAACCCUACGACAAACCUUGUAUUAAGGAUUUUACCAUUUGAAAGAGGCUCUGGUGACGUACUUGAUAAAAAGUACGGGUGCCUGGCCGAUCAAUGCGAAGAUCUCCUAAUGAAGGCAAAGAAAAUGGAUCUCAACGUGGUUGGUGUCAGUUUUCAAAUAGGUCGCUCCGGUUUCGAUGUCGAUUCCCACUUGGACACCAUAAUCUUUUGUCGUCGUGUCUUCGAUUUAGCUAAAACCAUCGGCUUCAACUUCAACUUCCUGGACAUCGGUGGUGGAUUCCCCGGUUAUUCAACCGAAGGCAACCCGACAUUCGCCGAAGGUGCAAAAAAAAUAAAUGAGACUCUGGAUGAAUAUUUUCCAGCUGAAGAAAAUGCUAAAGUCAUUGCGGAACCCGGGACCUACUACGUGCAGUCGGCGUUCACUUAUGUACUCAGAGUGAUUGGUAAACGGGUCUCGGAUCAUGUAUACGAUUACUACCUUAACGAUGGGGUACACGGCGCAUUCAGUAAGACAAUAACAUAUGAUAAGAAGGUUCCAGACUUCCGCCUGCUUGAGGACAAACCCUUGGUGCCUUUCCGUAAGAGCAACGUCUGGGGUUCAACACUCAACCCCGACGAUCGCCUGGGACAAAAUAUCCAAAUGCCCGAGCUGGACAUCGGAGACUGGCUGUACGUGCCCAACAUGGGGGCAUACACGACAGUCCUUGCCACCUCGUUUUGUGGGACGCCCUCUUCAAAUAUUAUCUGGAUGGCGUCCGAUUCAACUACCUCUUAA